AUGACCUUUUUCGACCGCAUAACCAGUCCCCAUCGCAAAUCGCCGGGUCUGCCUCUCCAUAAAUCUCCGAUCCGAUCACCCAGCGAAUAUCAACUCAACGAACUAGAUCCUCGGCCUGACGAUGCCUUGUCGGCCGACGGGGACCUGCCUAGAGCUUGGCUGGCCGACUAUGAUGAACCAGCAACGUCUCGAGGACUAUCUCCAAAUACAUGGCGUGACAAAGGCAGCCCAGCUCAGUCAUACUCCAAGAUGAAGCCACGGCCAAUGUUUGCUGGCCCGCCGCCGCCCAUAACUGCAUCAAUGAUGCUAACCAAGGACUCGAUUCGGGCAAAUUCUGUUGGCCCUUCAGGUCGCAGCAAACACACUCCCUACAGUCUUCUUGGAGGGAGCCCUACUGAAGCUAAUAGCGUACUGUUCGACCACAGACGUGAAGCUGGUGCGCAUAACACAGAUUCCAUCUGGCGAGGCUUGCGGAGGCAAGAGAAGGCUUUGGAGCAAGAUGUCCAGCGAUUACUUGAUCAGCAGGCCGCCGCGUUGGCAGCUGGAACUGGCAAUGAGAACGAUGCUUCCAGCACAGGCAGCAGCACACCUACUGGCACCUUUUACUCUACAAAAAGCUCCAAGUCGAGGAUGACUAGCUCUCUCUAUGUACCACCUCGAGCCACCCGAGACGGUAACGUGGUUCCAAUCAGGCAGCCUGCAAACGACAAGCCCCCGGGACUUAAAUCUACGAGAGAAGAUCUCCGGAAGUUGAUUGCAUCCAUGACGAAGCUCAAACGAGACGAAAAUGCCCACAUCGAAGACGCCAUGGCCCAACGAGAAGACGCCCUCGGCUACCUGGACCGGCUUGGUACCAGGAAAGCUGAUAUACAAGCUGAGCUGCACGAUCUGGAGGAAAACGGUGAUGAGCCGCUAGCUAAAGAGCUGCGAGAACUGGACACGCAGCAUGGUGCCCUGAGCGAAGAGAUCCAACAGCUCGAGCAGAAGCUAGCGGCCAUGCGCUUCCAGUGCCGCACGCUGGAAGAGAGAAUGGACGAUAUCAAGAAUAAAAGAGAAGCAGGGCUAAGUGGAUAUCAUGGCGCAUUGAGAGACGUGACAAACGAAGUCAAGACAUUUGUACAGAAUCCUCCCAUCCAGCCACUUGAUCCGGACCUGCUCAAUCAUGGCGGCGAGGUUGAAGGAGACCCAGCCGCCUCCGGGGGAAUCGAGUUCAUGCGACUCAUCCCGGAGCGACGGACACUGGAAAUGACAAAAUCAUGGUGGGAAGCAGAGAUGGCAGUAUUGGAACACUGCAAAGAGCGCAUCAAUGAGGAUCGGCUAGCGUUGGAAGAAGGCGGCCAAGUUUGGGACAAGGUCACGCAGCUGGUGUCUACAUUCGAAGCAGAUUUACGAACGGCCAUGCAGAAUGGUGGCACAACAUCCCCUUCAGGCUCAAGCGUCAAGGGCAAAGAAAAAGUGCCCUCUCAAGAAGAAAUCAUAUCGGCUCAGCUUUCCCGAAUGGGGCAGGUGAUUGAGGAGCUGGAGAGCUACAUGCAGCUGGCGGAGGAAAAGCACUGGAAUCUUUUGAUUUGCGCUAUCGGCGCGGAACUGGAGGCAUUUAAAGAGGCUCACAACGUCUUUGAAAGCCUGCUUCAUCCCCCUGAGGAGCAUCCUCCUGAGGAGCAUCCUCCCAACACUCGAGAUGCGCCCAAUGAAGAAGAAGCAGAGCCAGAGGAUCGACCUACGCAACAAACCAGCCACUCGGCUGAUGAAGAGAGCGACAACGAGGUCCCCCCAGACUUGCUCGGCGGCGAGCAGGACAGAGACGACGAACAUGCUCUUGCUGCGAAUACCGAGGGCGCGCCGCUGCAUAGGUACGACAGCGAGAACGAGGUGCCACCGGAAUUUCUUGCGGAGCACGCAUGAAGUGUAUAUCAUGGCUUCUCUCCCUGUUUUCCGGUGAGUUCAAACGAAUGAUGCAUGUUUUUUGUUGGUGUAUUUUACUUGGAGACGGUUCUCAGACGGGCGAUUGGAGUUAUACCCUGGACUUAUGGCUUGUAACUUUACGAACAUGAUGAGUGCGCAAAGCAAUAUUAGAUGUUAGAAAACGAAAUUAAUGAGUAAGCUAUGAGAUGAUCUAU
This is a messenger RNA of Trichoderma virens Gv29-8, 2120 nucleotides long. RefSeq lists its product as uncharacterized. The record is from RefSeq and is a predicted model, not a curated record. The coding region runs from base 1 to 1905 and encodes 634 amino acids. Lineage: Eukaryota; Fungi; Ascomycota; Sordariomycetes; Hypocreales; Hypocreaceae. The transcript has a single exon.